Molecule: messenger RNA, 3490 nt
Organism: Carassius auratus (goldfish)
Lineage: Eukaryota; Metazoa; Chordata; Actinopteri; Cypriniformes; Cyprinidae
Product: PHD finger protein 14-like
Exons: 17
Coding region: 88-2601 (837 amino acids)
Biological process (GO): regulation of transcription by RNA polymerase II
Source: RefSeq, a predicted model, not a curated record
AAACCGUAUACGUACUACGUAGAAGAUGAGUUGAAGCAGCGUUCGCCGUACCUUUGUCCAAGCUAUCCAAACGCGAAAAUCCCAUAAAUGGAUCGGGGGUCGAAGCGGCGUCAGGUGAAGCCUUUGGCUGACUCUUUGCUGGAUGCUCUGGAUUAUGACAGCUCAGAUGACAGUGAUUUUGAAGUUGGAGAUGCUUCGGGUUCAGAAGGCACUGGCAAUGGAAGUGAUGAGGAGGGUUCAAAGGACAGCGCUGCAGGUUCUGAGAGUGACUUUGACGGUGUUGGCUCAGCCGAUGAAGAGGGCGUAGAUGAUGAAGAGGCCAAAGAAUUUAAUGAAGACACUGAAGAAGAAGAGAAACCCAAGGAUCCGUCUUUUUCAGAGGAGACCAGCAGCAAAGAAGCGGGUGGAACCUCCAAGAAUCGCAAAAAAGGAGACAAAUCAUCAGAUACAGAACCAAAUGGUACUGGCACCGCAGAGGAAGGCUCAGCAGAGCCAAAAAAAUGGAACCUACGGCGGAACCGGCCCAUGCUGGACUUCACUACAAUGGAAGAGCUAAACGAAAUGGAUGAUUAUGACAGUGAGGAUGACAAUGACUGGAGGCCCACACAAGGAAAAAAGAAAGGCAAGGCAUCAUCUGGGAAGGAGAAAGAAGGGAGUCAGGAAGAGGAGGACGGGGGUAGUGAUGAAGAGGACAAUGAGGAUGAUGAGAACGAGACCAGUAGUAGUGAUAGUGAGGAAGAAGGGAAUAAAUCAAAGAGGAAAGAAGGCAAGAGCACAGGGGCGUUUGAUGAGGAGGAGACCAAUGACAGCCACAGCACAUCCCAUGGGAAGGGCAAUGAGGACUCUCUGUUGGAACGGCCCCAGACCUGGAGCUCCCAGCGGAUGGAGCAUAUCCUUAUCUGCUGUGUGUGUCUGGGAGACAACAGCGAAGAUGCGGAUGAGAUCAUCCAGUGUGACAACUGUGGCGUGACCGUGCAUGAAGGUUGUUAUGGUGUCGAUGGUGAAAGUGACUCGAUCAUGAGCUCGGCCUCGGAGAACUCGACAGAACCGUGGUUCUGUGACGCGUGCAAGAAUGGCGUCACGCCCAGCUGCGAGCUCUGUCCCAGUCAGGACGGCAUCUUCAAAGAAACUGAUGCGGGGAGGUGGGUGCACGUGGUGUGUGCCCUUUAUGUUCCAGGGGUCGCAUUUGGAGAUAUUGACAAGCUGCGGCCUGUGACACUCACAGAGAUGAACUACUCAAAGUAUGGAGCAAAGGAGUGCAGUUUGUGCGAGGAUGCACGCUUUGCUCGCACAGGUGUUUGCAUCAGCUGUGAUGCUGGAAUGUGCCGCUCGUUCUUCCACGUUACAUGUGCUCAACGAGAAGGGCUGCUGUCUGAAGCUGCUGCAGAAGAGGACAUUGCCGAUCCAUUCUUUGCCUACUGCAAGCAGCAUGCAGACCGCUUUGACAGGAAAUGGAAAAGGAAGAAUUACCUGGCCCUGCAGUCCUACUGCAAAGUGUCUUUGCAGGAAAGGGAGAAGCAGCUCACACCUGAAUCUCAGGCUCGAAUAACCACGCGGCUUCAGCAGUACAGAGCGAAAGCAGAGCUGUCUCGAAACACUCGGCCGCAGGCGUGGGUGCCCCGAGAGAAGCUUCCCCGGCCGCUCACCUCUAGUGCUUCAGCCAUCCGUAAGCUGAUGCGUAAAGCCGAGCUCAUGGGUAUCAGCACAGACAUCUUCCCUGUGGACACAUCCGAUACCAGCGCAAGCGUGGACGGACGGCGUAAACAUAAGCAGCCUGCCCUCACGGCAGACUUCGUUAACUACUACCUAGAGCGGAACAUGAGGAUGAUUCAGAUCCAGGAUAAUAUCGUGGAGCAGAAGAACCUUAAAGACAAGCUGGAGAGUGAGCAGGAGAAACUGCACGUGGAGUACAACAAGCUGUGCGAGUCUCUGGAGGACCUGCAGAAUGUCAAUGGCCAGUUGAGGACCGAGGGCCAAGCCAUAUGGAGCAUGAUGGGGGGGAUCCUUGGACAGAAACUGAACUCUCCUGCUGUUCUGAAAGCUCCCAAAGAGAGAAAGCCGAGCAAGAAAGAGGGAGGUUCUCCAGGGAAGGCAUCAAACCUCCCAGCUAUGCUCUACAGCUGUGGGAUCUGUAAGAAAAACCAAGACCAGCAUCUUUUAUUGCUGUGUGACACCUGUAAGCUGCAUUACCACCUGGGCUGUCUGGACCCGCCUCUCACACGCAUGCCGAAGAAGACCAAAAACAGCUACUGGCAGUGCUCUGAGUGCGACCAGGCCAGCAGUGAUGAGGCUGACUUCGCCAUGGAGACGUUACCAGAUGGAACCAAAAGGUCCAGGAGGCAGAUCAAGGGGCCAAUCAAAUUUAUCCCUCAAGAAAUGAGCCCAGAGCCCAAGAAGCUUCAAGUGAGAGGGACUAGAACCAGAGGCCAGAAGAGGAAGAGAAUGUCCAUCUGCGAAGAGGAGAAGAUCGAGGAACCGUCACCGCGGGAGCGCAGACAGAGGCAGUCGACUCUGCAGAAAAAGCCCAAAGCUGAUGACACGCGGACCGAGUGCACCACUUGCAAGGGCCCUGGUGACAAUGAAAACCUAGUGAGGUUGUGAGAGCCGGGCACCACCUCCUUCCCUAGAAAAGGACAGAUGAGAGAGAGACAGGGAGAGAGAGAGAGAGAGAGGGAAAUUAACUCGUUUGAAGAGCGGCGUUGGGGUCAGGGAGGAGUCGCAGAUGGCCGCCUCCGACCGUCACCUUCGACCGUCCCUUCUGCCCAAAGCGGACCGUGCCAUGGACUUGAUCAUGGUUAAACGACGGUCCAGCGAACAUUUUCUGAAAGAACGAAAAGACUAUCAUAUGUGGACUAACAUGAAAUUGAAUCAGUUUGCACUGGGAGGGAGACAUCAACCCUCAUUGGACACUAUAAAAGGACUUUAUAUGGACAGAAUACUCAGUUAGCCAGUUUGGAGCCACAUACUCAUCCAUAGGGUUGUUAUUUGUGGAAUACACGAAGCGUGAUGCUGGUUUUGGGCCUUUUGCUCUGUGGAUAAAGCCAGAUUCCGGGCUGUUUCACCAUCUUUGUAAGGGUUUUGCUGUCAUCUGGCCCUCUUUGUGCCUCCUGGACUCUUUUUUUGCUCUCGCUUUUCCAUUGGCUCUAAAACCGUGCACCCCUCGUUCGAUCAGCUGUGUUUAUUGGGUCAGAUGUGCUUCUGAAAGCUAAUUGUGUCUUCUGUCUAGCUUCUUAUGAUGAAUGUUUUUGUUUCUUGACUCUGCUCUAUUUGGCCUGUGAUAUGUGAAUUAUAUGGUUAAAAGUGAUUUGAUGAUAGAAGUUAGAAUCAAUAGAAUAGUUUUUUAAAGCAUUUACAUUUUUUACUAGUUGUGGUAGCGUAAUAUAGCUCAAUAUGAUAAUAUGCAUACUUAAACUUAUAGUUAUUCCCUUUGUACCAUAUUACUGAUAUGGGGUGAAUCUCACAAAAACAUAUCCAUGUAUAUUUCAAAAAU